AUGGCUGAACAGCCUGGGGACAAGUCGGGAGAUGCAAGCAUAGAAAAGAUGUAUGAAAUUUUCAGUAAAUUGUUGGAGCAGCAGCAGAUGAAAGCAGUUCCAGAAACAGUCAAGUAUGCACUGGAACCAAAUCCAGUAAGGUUGUCAGGCCCAGGCACCUAUGUCAGCUGGGCACGCCAUGCUCAACUUAUAUUGAGUUCACAUGGCUAUGAAAACCUGCUUGUUGAUGAUGAAGAUAAGAAGGAAAACUGUGAUACUCGUACAAAACAGACCAAUGAUAAAGUGUUAGUCUGGCUUUUGGGAAGUAUGAAACCAUCAAUUAGAGGACAGGUGGAAACCAUGGAAACUGUCCAUGAGGUUUGGUCAUCCUUGCAUAAGCAAGUACGCAGGCGAGAUAAAAAAAAGUUGUACAGAGACUUGCACUAUUAUCAUCCUUUUGAACCUGUUGACAAAAAGGACAUUGCAAUCCAUCAUACAUGGUUCGAGUCAUUUGUGAGCAAGCUUUUCCUUGAUGGACUAAACGACGAAUUAAAUCUCCGUCGUCAAUUGAUAUUUUCUGAACCAGAGUGGCCGAGCCUUGAUGAUAUCAUUUCUAGUGUAAUUGAAGAGGAGACUCGCUUGUCUCAACCAAAGGAGGAUGGUCUCAAUUCAGUAGAUGCUCGUGCAGCUUUAUCCAUGCAAGCUCGUUAUGCCUCGAAGUCCUUUGGUAAAGCAGAUAAAAGGAAGUUUUUCUGUGAACACUGCAGAAAGAAUGGACACAAGAGAGACACAUGCUUUGAGCUGCAUGGCUAUCCACCUUGGUGGGAGAAAGGGAGAUCUCAAUCAGGGGGAGCUCAGGGGUCAAAUAGGAGUCAAGCUAAUCACACUACAGCUACAAGGGAGCUACCAUUGGUAGAUAUACGAGCUCUUGAUAAUUUUACUUCCAAGCUUAAACUCUCAGAAGGCUCGUCUUCCUCCCAGGAUUCCUCCAAAGCUGAUUCUAGUGUCUAUGUCACUUCUCACCAAGGAGCUAAAGACAGGGAAAAUUUUCGGGACUGGGACCGAGCAUGAUGGGCUCUAUUAUCUUGAUGAAGGAAGAGAAG
Molecule: messenger RNA, 1082 nt
Organism: Lolium rigidum
Lineage: Eukaryota; Viridiplantae; Streptophyta; Magnoliopsida; Poales; Poaceae
Exons: 3
Coding region: 1-1050 (349 amino acids)
Source: RefSeq, a predicted model, not a curated record